Messenger RNA from Thrips palmi, 2106 nucleotides. RefSeq names its product gustatory receptor for sugar taste 43a-like. The record is from RefSeq and is a predicted model, not a curated record. NCBI's taxonomy places the organism in Eukaryota, Metazoa, Arthropoda, Insecta, Thysanoptera, Thripidae. The transcript has 6 exons. Gene Ontology annotation, cellular component: neuronal cell body; dendrite; membrane. The coding region runs from base 889 to 1932 and encodes 347 amino acids. Gene Ontology annotation, biological process: sensory perception of taste.
CCAAGUUUGUCCGCACUAGUGCAGGACUUGGCCAAGUUGUUGUCCUUUGUCACUGGAGGAUCGCUGCCACUUGAGCGAAUCGAUCGUCGAGGGCCUCGGCGAGGACGGCGGCCGCCACCUCACUGAGGAGUCCGGGGUCUCCGUGGACGCGGCGUGCGGCGCCUUGGACGACGCCUUGGACGACGCCAUGGCCGACGCCAGGCCGGUGGAGAAGCGCGCCGAGUGGUCCGUGAGCUGCAGCCGGCGGGCGUCGCCAACGACUGGCCGACCCGAUCGGACCCAUUAUUACUCGCACACGGGUUUCCCCCGCAGCUGCCUUCCCGCAUACGUCGACGAAAAGUCCCACGGUGCUUUCGUGUCGAGAGGGUUGCCGACCGCAGCUUGCCUACACUACAAUCUGAAGUGUGUACUCAGCAUGCAAAGUAGGAGUGUGUAUUGCAAGUGUACACCUGAGGAUGCAUACUGGGUACACACUCAAGUUUGUAGUGUACUAGGCAAAGAUCUAGGAUGUGCUUUCGAUACGUGAGCCCGACAAACUAUUGGUUGGCAACCCUUCCGUCGCCGGUGCAUCGUGGCAACUUGUUGAACCUUGUCCGCAGGCUGUGGCCCCUCUGCAGGCUGGCCGGGCUGCUGCCUAUGUCGACGGCACGCUGCCAGUGCCCGGCCGGGGCGUCCUGGAAGGUUUGGGCACGCUUAACACCUUACUUAACACCUUACGAAGUAUUUUGAGCAUCCACCCUCUCAGCACUGGUGCCUCCUGGAAAUUUUGCCUGCUCUUGUGGCGACACUGAUUUGGAAGUCGCUCUGUGACCACCGUCUUAGACUUGCUCCUGCCAACCGCUGCUGCCGUCGGCGUACUGGCUGGCGUACUCCUUGUUGCUGGCCGCGAUGGUGGUGACGCUCACGGCUGUCAACGUGACCCCCGACUUCUCGAACAACUACGUCGCCGUCAACAACACGAACGCCACCGUGGUCUCGGGGCCGAUGAACCACUUCGUGUGCUGGUUCGACGUGGUGAGCGUCGCCGUCACCGCGGCCACCAGCAUCCUGCAGGGCGCCGUGGCGCAGGCCGCCGUGCUUCGACUCAUCGCGCUCCUCAAGAAGGUGGACUUGCUGCUGAGCUACAUCCCGCGCGGCGUCUCCAACUGGGUACCCCUCAUCUUGUCCUGCCUGACGUCCGUCAUGUUCCUGGACCUCGUCUUCAAGUUCUCGAUCAGUGCGGCCUCCGCCACGUUCAGCUUCCCCACCUACGCGUCGUACUUCAUCACCUACAUGCGCGAGGUCAUGUUCGUGGACGACGUCAACGGCCUCAACGCGCGCUUCGCCAACAUCAACAGCGAGCUGCAGGACUGCCUCGCGCCAGAGUACACCUUCGGGACAGUCACGGCGGCAGAGAAGCGGCGCAUGAGGAUCUCGCGCCUGGCGACGGUCUUCGACAUGCUGUGCCAGAGCGCUGACCUGGUGGCGCACCAGUACAGCCUGUUCCUGCUGUGCGACAUGCUGAGUCUGAUGGUGCGCCUGGUCAUCACCGCCUACUUCAUCGUCCGCGUCCUGAUGGUGUCGGAGGACUUCCCGUUGGCCAUGGUGUUCUUCGUCAUCGUCCAGGCCCUGUGGCUGCUGAGCCACCUCGCCCGCAUGUUCCUCCUCGUGGCACCCUGCUCCACCGCCAUGGACGUGACGGACCGCACGGGCAACAUCGUCAGCAGCAGCCUGGGCAGGGAGUCACAAGACAGCCAGCUUUCCCGACAGCUCAAGUCGCUCUCCAUCCAUCUGCUGCACCGCAAAAUUGGCUUCAGUGCAUUCGGCGUGUUUAACCUCAACCUGCCGCUCGUGUGCACGGUCCUGAGCGCGGUGACCACGUACUUGGUGGUGCUCAUCCAGCUGGAGGUGCCUCUGGAGGGGGAGGCGGGGUUGCGGGUUGCGCAUGGGUAGCGAUAGCGAGUCCCGCCUCGCCCCACCCCGCCUCGCCCCGCCCCGGCGGCGCGACAACAGCACAACAUCCGGACACUGACGACGUGUUGAUUUUGUUUACCAUUUACCACGCUAUUGACCCCAUCAUUCACUUCCUCUGGAAAAAAAUUUAAUAAAACUGCAGCCGCCUUUUGA